Molecule: messenger RNA, 516 nt
Organism: Penicillium alfredii
Lineage: Eukaryota; Fungi; Ascomycota; Eurotiomycetes; Eurotiales; Aspergillaceae
Exons: 2
Coding region: 1-516 (171 amino acids)
Source: RefSeq, a predicted model, not a curated record
AUGCCUGGCGACAACCACAACGCCAGCAGCGAGACGGAGGAUGUCCCUCGUCGGGGCCGAGCUGCCUGCGCAGAGUGCAAGGCCAGGAAGAAACGGUGCGUGCACCGCUUCGACGACUCUGAUACUUCAGCGCCGGUCCCGGUGCCUGUCUCCCCUUCUAAUCGCACUCGCAUGCGCACUCGUACUCGCACUCCGACCACCCGAAAGCGCCAGCGACGAGGCCGCGCGGCAAAGAAGGCCGGGCCCGUCCUCAAGCGAGCGAAGCGUGGACACCCAGCGAAGGCUGCUAUACGUGCAGGCCCGCGCACCGUUCCCGAGCGCUCGAGGGAUCCCAUUGAAGCGGCAUCAGCCAUGUCAGUGCAUGCGGUGUUCAGCCACGAGCUUGAGGAGCGGCUGGAGGAAUUCGAGGCCAAGAUACUGGCCAGCCAAGAGGCUUUCCGUGCCACCAUGAUCGCCGGGACUGCCGUCCAACACGCGGUGGAUAAGUGGGUCGAGACUUGGAAGACGGGUCAGUGA